AUUCUAUUUAUUUUAUCAUCUGUGUUGCGGGCGUAUCGAAUGGAAACUGAUUCUUGACUUGAAAUAAAAUUUGUAAUAAAAUAAUUAUUUUGUCAUUUAACAAGUGUUAACAGAAACCGUUUUGUAUAUGCAACGAAAUUAUGUAUUAAUAUCGAACAAUUGCCUUUGGUUGCAUCCGUUUUCUAAUACUUCCAAGUACGGUCAAUUAUUAUCUUUUUUUUCUAUUGUAAACACGUUUGAGAUAUUUCCUAAAAAUUUAUAUCGCGCUGUUCCUGAAUAAACUAUGAGUCACUGGUUUGGUUCUAACGCAUACAAGUGAAGUGUUUCGGAAACAAAUUAUUUGUGUUUUGAAAGAUGGCCGAUUUAAUUCGGGCUAUGGGAGCUCCGAUCGGACCCCCAGUAAAGGAUAAGCUGGGGUCUCCAUCGACGGAGUCCGAGGAUGGCGGGGGUGAUAUCGCAGAGUUAGCUGCAGAUUUGGAGCUGGAUGAAGCUGAUGGGCCUAGCACUAAUGGUGAAAGACAAGCUGUGCUAGCUCCACCAGAAACUGAAUGGUAUCAUGGUCGACUGGAUAGAUACACAUCUGAAGAAAGGCUUUGGGCUGCAGGGAAACUUGGCAGUUAUCUUGUACGAGAGAGUGACCGAAAACCAGGAUCAUAUGUCUUGAGUUACUUAGGCCGCACUGGAAUCAAUCAUUUCAGAAUAACAGCGGUAUGUGGCGAUUAUUACAUUGGCGGUCGUCAGUUCGAUUCCCUGACUGAGCUGGUGGGCUUCUACAGCCACUGCUCUGAUCUUCUGAAGAGAGAAAGGCUUGUGGAACCUGUGCCUCCACCUGAACCUGUUAAUGAUAAAAAGAGAGUAGUAGCCAUACUGCCUUACACGAAGAUGCCGGACACGGACGAGCUAACCUUCCAAAAAGGUGAUAUAUUCUUCCUCCAUAACGACAUGGGAGAUGGCUGGCUCUGGGUCACUGCUCAUAGAACUGGGGAACAAGGAAUGAUCUUCAGAGAGUUGGUAGAGGACCUUGACCCUUCAAUCGAUCCGAACACUGUCUUCUCAUGGUUCCAUCCGAACUGCACCAAGAGUGAAGCAGUCGACAUGCUAGUCAAGGCUGGUCCUGGGAGCUUCCUCGUCAGACCCUCAGACAACUCACCCGGAGACUACUCCCUGUUCUUCCACAUCAACAACCAGAUUCAAAGGUUCAGGAUAGAGAAGAAAGGGGUCCGGUAUCUAAUGGGAGGGAGGACCUUCGAAUGCUUGGAUGCUGUCAUCAAUAGGUACAGGAAGGAGCAGAUUGUUGAAGGACAUACCUUAGGACAACCGCUGAUUGCAGAAGGCCAUGUGAUCGAACCGCAACAGAACACGACUGGGGCAGCGGCUGAGAAGAUUUACGCCACGCUGCGAGAAUGUCGUGACCAAAUAGGCCUUAAGAAGACCAAGGGCAUCAAACACCAAGGCUACUUAAACAAGAAGUCGGAUAAGGGAGCCAAGAAGUGGAAGGCAUUGUACUUUGUACUUCUGCAAGAAGGGACUGACACGCAUUUGUACUUCUACGAUUCUCCAAAGAGGACUAAGCCUAAGGGAUUGAUUGAUCUCUCUUGUGCCUAUCUUUAUCAGUGUCACGAAUCGCUCUGGGAGCGUGAAUUCUGCUUCCAACUAGUGGAGCGAGCGUUGCCUUGCUUGUCGACCCAUACGUUCCUCGCGGCUAACUCCGCCAGCGAGGAACGCGCCUGGCUCGAUGCCUUACGACCACUCUGUGUGCCUCAACAAGCCAGACACCAGUGCAAGGUGGCCCGCGUGGUGUGGCUGCGCGCGCUGCGCGUGCGCUGCCUGACGGCGCACCGGCUGCCGGCCCGCCUGGCGCCGCGCCCCCACCUGCGCCUGGCGCUGGGCGCCGCCCCCGUCGCAUCCACCAAGCCACGCCCGUCCCCUGACCCGCACUGGGAUGACGAAUUCGUUUUUGACGACGUGCCUCCAGAUGUAACUUCCUUCACUAUCACUGUACACAACACUGGAAAGAGAGGAAAGGAAUCUGAGGUUGCAGAAUUAACAAUCGAACUUGCGAAUCUCGCGAACGGCGAGGAAAUCGAAGAAUGGUAUCCGCUGGCGGGCAUGACACCAAUCGGAGAAUGGGGCUCUCUGAGAUUGCGUAUAAGGUAUAUGCAAGAACUGGUGAUGCCUCGAGAGGAGUACAAUCCACUGCGUCAACUCCUACUGGAACCGGGUCUACCCGCUGUCAAAGCCUUGGCUGAUCUCUGCCGUACUGACAGACAACCGCUGGCUACUUCGCUGCUGCACGCGUUCACGGAGUGCGGGCGCGGCGCGGAGCUGGCCCGCGAGCUGGUGAGCGCGGAGGUGGCGCGCGAGACCGACCACCGCGCCAUGUUCCGCGCCGCCUCGCUCGCCACCGCGCUCGUCGACGAGUUCAUGCGCGCGCACUGCAAGCCCUUCCUGCAGGCGGCGAUUUCGGAGACCGUACAGAGAUUAAUCGACGCGAAACAAUCGGCUGAAUUGAAUCCUACGAAAAUGGACUCUCCCGACGAUGCGUGUAACAACGCUGAAUUUCUUCUUAUGAUACUCGAUCAGAUAACUCUGUCGAUCUUCACGUCUCCGGAGGCGUGUCCCCGGCCGGUCCGCUACCUGUGUGGCUGCCUGCAGCGCGCCGCCGUCGCCAAGUGGCCCAAUGAACGCUUCGUCAGGACCAGAGUCGUCUCCGGCUUCAUCUUCCUCCGCCUGAUCUGCCCCGCACUAGUGGAGCCCCGCGGCUGGGGCCUGGUGUCGAGCUCCCCGCCGGCGCACGCGCAGCGCUCGCUGCUCAUGGUGGCCAAGUGUCUGCAGAACCUCGCCAACCUCGUCGAGUUUGGUGCCAAGGAGCCGUACAUGGAAGUGGUAAAUCCAUUCAUUCUGAAGAACAAGGAGCGAAUGGUUGUGUUCUUGGACCAGCUGAGCAAUGUGCCUGACCCUGGAAACCCACCACCAAACACCAACAACAAUUUUGAUAUUGCUAAAGAACUAGCAACUCUGCACCACAUAUGUGUCUCUCACCUAACGGAGCUGCAAGGGCUGGCCAAGACUCAGCCGGCUAUAAGGAAACUGGUGACAGUCACUGAGAUGCUCACCAAACACAAGCACAAGUAUCUCGAGAUGAUCAGAUAGGAUACAACUACUUAUACACAGGGUAACAAGCAGUAAUUGUAUCGGACUAUCGGUAAAGGUAGCGGCGGACGUAAGUCUUCCGAUGUAGGAAUAAGGAAUUUCCCAUAGUCGUUCAUGCAUAGUCAUUGUUAGCUUUAGUCUACUAUUACUUUAUACGACAAACUACGCGUACAUAUUUAGUUUCAAGCUUAUUCGUGCCAAAAGUUUAAUUUUCUAAGUGCAUUUUACAUACACUUAAAAAUCCACGGACAUUGAUGCGAUUUUAUUUAAAAUGUAAUAAAAAAUAUUCUGCUCUCUAGUAUUACAUAAGACUAAUUUAUUGAUUUUAUUUAAAUCAAAACAAUAAUAAAUAUGAUCAUACAUUUAUAUAAGGUGUUUUAAAGGUAUCUGCCACGGCUUUAAUGGGAGAUGGUGUUGUGUUUGAAGAUAACAACAGUGAAGAAAUUUCGUACCCGGACUAGUUAGCUUAAUUUGAGAACAAAAAGAAGUUGAUAAACAUUGACUCUAUUCUGCAUAACGUGGUUCACAAAUAUGUGUUGCUUGGUCAAUAAUAACAAUUGCUAUCAAUUUAUUGAAAGACAGACAGAGACAGUGAAAGAGAUGGUUUCUUUCAGAACAUUCAACACUAACUCCCAUUAAAACCAUGGCAGAUACUUUUAGAACACCUUAUACUUAAGUUAAAACGAGCAUUUAUUUUAGUUUUAAGAAUAAUCGAGCACAAUAUGCUCUAUUUAUAUUAUAACUCAGUAUUUAUUUUUAUUGAGAGGUCUUCUUUGAUUGAGGUAGCAGCGUCUGUGCUACAAUAAGAUUAUACGACUAUAUACUUAGGCGUCAAAGUCCGCCAGCAAUAACGAAGUGAGAACAUCGUAAUUAUGAGAAUACCUCUUACUGAAAAUGCUUUAAUUCGUAAAGAAUAGAAUUAAUAUUAAUUAAUCCUUUUAUACUAUUCGAUUAUUUAGAUUUUUUGUAUUUUAUAGUCCUUUUAUUUUCGUAGUGUGUCUAGAUGUAGAUAGCUAUAGGAGUAAAGCUCGACCAUCAUUUUUAAGACACCAAAAAUGUACUAGGUAAAGUGUAUGAAUGUGAUAGACGUGAGUCGUGACUCAUAGACUGGUGUUGUUUGCUAAAUUACAUUUUUGAAUGUUGCACUUACAAUCAUUGCUGUGCACCCAACUAUAUUGAUUCUCUGUGAUAAUGUCUCAAUACUUUUUCAUUGAAUUUUGCAUUUUAUUAAGUCAUUAAUGAUUUUAUUCAAACUUUGGUUUUAUUACUUAAGAUUUUAUUACGAUUGGCUAGUUUCCUCAGUCAAAAAUAAAGUAUUUCGAUACUUUUUAAUAUAAUUAAAUAUUCGAAAAUAAUCACACUUUCGUUUAUUGAUUUUAUCUACUUUAUAUACAAUUUUUUUUAGUUAAUUUUCUACUAAUAAGUUUGCUAAUUGACGUAAAAAUAUGAUGACGUCAUAAGUGUGUAUCUCAUACAAAAUUCACACAAAAUAUCGUUUUAGACGUUACAAUAAAAGUAUUGAAUUUGAAAAGUAGGAAACUAGCCUAUUUUAGGGUGCCUACCGAUUUGUUUAAUAUAUUCAAGUAUAGGAGUAAAUUAGACAAAUCUGUGAAUGUGGCUGAUUUGAACUCGUUCCAUACUUCCUACCUUUCCUCUUGCUCAAUAAUUAAUGUGUUGUUAUUGUAGACAGUUUAUAUUUCUAGUGCCAUAUAUUCUGUACUUAUUAUACUCGCACUCGCUUUCACAUCACAGUUUUUAUUAAGCUGCUAUUUUAAAAUCUCUGCAGGUAUUUAUAAAAUACAAUUACGCCGGCGACGCGACGCUAAUUUUAAGUAUUUCUAAUAUAAUUUAUUUACUUCAACAUAGACAUAAAAGACAGAAUCAGAGAACAUUAUAAAAGUAUAUUAUGAGUAUUAUUAUACUUAAUUUAUUUUUGUAAAAUGAUUUUAUUUUAUUGCGAAUGGAUAUUGAUUUCAAUUAAGGAUUUGUUAUGAAACCGCCUUUUUAUUAUUAUCGCUUUUUUAAUGCUGGAUAGUUAUACAAUCGUCGGUUAUCUCAAAUGACUGCAAAACGCGCAUCAAUGCAUCGAAGUUGAUUUAUUUAUUUAGUAAUAGCUUGUAGGAGUAGUGGAUGUGUCGUCGCUGUAUUUAAGUGUGUUUAGCUUACGAUAGGACAAUGUCUAGACUGAAUUAAGCCCAAUUAGACAUGUUAGUAUUACGUAUUAUGCACUAGAUUUUCCACAAAAUUGUAACAAAAAGUGAUAAAAAUUUGCAAUAUUCGGCCCAUUUGAUAAAAAUUUUGUACUGAAAUUCAGAGAUUAUAUCCAUAGCAUAGGAGUUGAUAUUGUUAAAUAUUUUGAAACAUUUUACAAUGCUUAUGUUUAUUUUAUUACAAUUUUUAGGCAUAUUGACGAAGUUUAUAGGCUUAUUGGAAUUGCUGUUAGCACAGAUCACCAAUUGAAGUUAUUUGAUAAUGUCAUUGGUUCUAUGAUUAUUUAUUUGAAACUAAUGGAAUAUAUAUGAUGAUAUGUUAAUUUAUAAUUCAAUGUAAUAUUUGCAAGCAUGUUUAUUGUAUCACAGUUUUAUUAUCGGCACAGUUUGUAAAGUGAUUGCACUAGUUAAUAUCUGCAUAUCACUCGGCUGAUGCUUACACUCGCUAUUUAUAUAAUUGAAAGCAUUUAUUUGUUUCAUUAUGGUUAUUCAGUUAUGAAAAUUAUUACAAGGUAUAUUAUAAUGGUUAGUAUUAGAUUUUGUGACUGUUUUGUAAUCUCUUUAUAUUCUAUCCCUUAGCAUUUUCUAUUUUUAGAAACCCAGACACGUAUAAAAUAAAAUUACUAAAAAUUA
Molecule: messenger RNA, 5996 nt
Organism: Spodoptera frugiperda (fall armyworm)
Lineage: Eukaryota; Metazoa; Arthropoda; Insecta; Lepidoptera; Noctuidae
Gene: vap
Product: ras GTPase-activating protein 1
Exons: 19
Coding region: 355-3153 (932 amino acids)
Biological process (GO): regulation of GTPase activity
Molecular function (GO): protein binding
Source: RefSeq, a predicted model, not a curated record